AUGCCCUACAAAGUUAUUCCACAAAUAUUUUUUACCAUUUUUCGAAUUACAGAGCUUAUGUCAGCACUAGCAAUUGAACGAGCUGUUGCUAUUGAUUCAGUCUUAAGGGCAAGCAAAAUUUGGCAAAAAGUUUUUCAAAACCUUGCGAUGAGUGAUACUGUUAUUAAGAAGGAUAGAUCACCUGUUACGGUUGCUGAUUUUAGUGCUCAAGCAGUGAUAAGCAAAAUUUUAUAUGAAUAUUUUCCAAAUGAUCCUAUUGAUAACGGAAAAGAACUGAGAAAUAAAGUCUUAUCAUUGGCUAACACUGUACUAGAUACUCCCUUGAAUGAUAAUGAGGCUGUUUUUGUUCUUUAUUUUAUGAUAUGUCCUGUAUUUGGGCAGGUCGCUACUAAAACUGAAACUUCAAAUGCUGUAACUACUUCAAUUUGUAAUAGCCCAAAAGUGAAUACUUGCAAUUUUUAUAAAGAAUGUUUGGAAAAUAAAUUUCAUUGUGGAACUAAUGGAUAUCCAAUUCAAUAUGGAGACAAAAAUUGCAACAAAUUUUUGAAUGCCUUGAAUCAGUUUAGCGACCCUGGAAAAAAAUGGGUACUUACAAACAAUUGA
Dentiscutata heterogama is the source of this 603-nucleotide messenger RNA. The record is from the annotation of a GenBank genome assembly. NCBI's taxonomy places the organism in Eukaryota, Fungi, Glomeromycota, Glomeromycetes, Diversisporales, Gigasporaceae.